CUCAAGCAAUCACAAACCUUCCUCUCUCAAUUUACAGACUCGUUUGCUUUUGUGGUUAAUUUGUUCCAGCGAUUUAAAGCCGCCAUGAAUUCCCUCUUCAGUUCCUUCGACGUCUUGUUUGCUGAGGUCCUCGGUCAAACGGUGAAGGCCUCCUUCUUCCCUUCUGCCCCCAAGGCCGGCCAGAGUACUGAUUCUACUGCUACUGGCGGCGUCAAGUCGCAGCAUGAUGGGGUUCCCAAGAAAGCUGCAGAGAACGUGAACAAGAAGCAACAGCCGCGGAAGAAGACCCCGCGGUUCGCGCCGGAGUUGGAUGGGCUGAACUGUUUCGAGACCAUCGUCUCUUCUUAUUAAUUAAUUAGCCUUUUUAUUUUAUUUUAUUAAUUGCGCCAUAUGAAUGUGUUGGUAUGGCUGGAUAUAGUGAUAGGAGCAUAUAUACAAAGUUUUGAAAUUUAGCGCUCAUUCUUUGAUGAUCGAUUCAUCUUGAUUCAUUGAUUCUGAUGGGUAUAUGUAAGCACCUGCUUCGAUCUAAUUGAUAUUCUAAUUAAUCUUAAUUAGUUUCUUUA
This is a messenger RNA of Alnus glutinosa, 563 nucleotides long. RefSeq lists its product as uncharacterized. The record is from RefSeq and is a predicted model, not a curated record. NCBI's taxonomy places the organism in Eukaryota, Viridiplantae, Streptophyta, Magnoliopsida, Fagales, Betulaceae. The transcript has a single exon. Bases 85 to 351 code for a protein of 88 amino acids.